AUCUCGAGGUACCACCUCCUGGACAAGAAGAAAGUAGUUCAGUUUUGGAGCACGAACUGCUCCCACAACCCAAACUGCAGUUGUUCCUGAAAGGGCCAAAUAUGCCUGGUGUUGCUGACGUCGAGAUUGAAUUGAACGAUUCGUCUUGGACGAUAUUCAGAGCAGUACAGGAAUUGAUGCAGAUGACAGAGUUCACUUCCAGGCAGGAGAAGCAAAGAAGAAUUUGGGAACCAACAUAUUUAAUAAUUUACAAAGAAGUGAAGGAUGAUGGCACAUACGAUACUGAAGAGGGAAGAGCCACCCCAGUUGCUACUCAGUACUCUAGAAGUGGAAGCAGUUCCGUUGCCGGCGUCUCUCCCAGCACCCCAGUUCCCGGAACACCUUCCGUCUCAAACUGUACGGUCGAAGACGUCUUGCAGCUCCUCAGACAUCUGUUUGUAAUCACAACAACGAAAGAUAAUGAUUUCCACUCGCUGGACCACAUCCCAGACAUUUCUCCGGAGGAGUUUUCCAGCAAGAAAAUAACCAACAAAAUUUUGCAGCAAAUACAAGAUCCUCUGGUACUGUCGAGCGCAAGCUUGCCUGCGUGGUGCGAGGAACUCAACCAUUCUUGCCCAUUCCUGUUUCCGUUCGAGACCAGGCAGUUGUACUUCAAUUGUACCGCAUUCGGCGCUUCCAGAAGCAUCGUUUGGUUGCAGACGCAAAGAGACGUUACCAUGGAGAGGCAGAGGACACCAGGAUUGUCACCGCGACGUGACGAUCCGCACGAGUUUAGGGUGGGAAGAUUGAAACACGAAAGGGUGAAAGUUCCUAGAGGGGAUCAGUUAUUGGAAUGGGCGAUGCAAGUUAUGAAAAUCCAUUCGGAUAGGAAGUCUAUUUUGGAGGUAGAGUUUGCCGGCGAAGAAGGCACAGGAUUGGGCCCAACUCUCGAGUUCUAUGCCCUAGUGGCAGCAGAACUGCAAAGGCGCGAUUUGGGCAUGUGGAUUUGCGACGAUGAUGCGAUAAGUCUGAACGAGCCAGUAGAUCUAGGAGAAGGCGUAAAACCUCCAGGUUACUAUGUCCGAAGAGCUUCAGGCUUGUUCCCAGCCCCCCUUCCCCAAAACUCUGAGAUAUGUGAUAAAGCUGUUAGAUAUUUUCAUUUUCUGGGUGUGCUACUUGCAAAAAUUCUACAGGACAACCGCCUAGUGGAUUUGCCGUUGAGCAAAAGUUUCUUGAAAUUGAUGUGUCACGGAGAUAUUCAGAAUACAGUCAACGAGAGAAUUGGCUUUGCCGGCAAUAAAAAGGUGGCCGAAGAAGAUGUGAUGACAUCGAGUUUCAUUUCCGAGGAGAGCGAAAAGGAACUGGAACUUGAUCCCCCAAAAAUUAUAGUGGAGGAGAAGAGGCCUUGGUACUCUAGUAUAUUAGGAGAGGAUGACUUGUACGAAAUAGAUCCUAUCAGAGCUAAUUUCAUGAAACAGAUACGCGACUUGAUUAAACAGAAACAGAAGAUUUUACAAGACCACAGCCUGUCGCCUGAGUCCAGGGCUCACCAGAUCCAAAAUCUAUGUUUGAACUACUCGUCUGGCAGCGUCCUCCUGGAAGAUUUAGCGCUGACUUUCACUUAUGCCCCCAGUUCAAGCGUGUUUGGUUUCUCGUCGGUAGAACUUGUAAAUAAUGGUGCUGAUAUAGAAGUUAAUAUAGAAAAUGUAGAAGAAUAUGCAGAGCUGACGACAUCGUUUUGUUUGGAUAAGGGAAUCGCAAGGCAGUUGGAGGCAUUCUAUAAAGGCUUUUCGAUAGUGUUCCCGAUGGAGAAAUUGGCUGCUUUCAGCCCGAAUGAAAUGUGCGUGAUGCUUUGUGGUGACCAGAAUCCUGAAUGGACCAUGGAAGAUCUCAUUAAUUACACCGAGCCCAAGCUUGGAUAUACAAAAGACAGUCCUGGCUUCUUGAGAUUUGUCAACGUGUUGGUGAACAUGACACCCGAAGAACGAAAAGCCUUUUUGCAGUUCACAACUGGGUGCAGCUCUCUGCCUCCUGGUGGUUUGGCGAACCUGUACCCACGACUCACAAUUGUACGUAAGGUAGAUGCCGGUGAAGGGUCGUAUCCCUCAGUGAACACAUGUGUCCAUUAUCUCAAAUUGCCGGAUUAUUCCACCGAGGAAAUAUUAAGGCAAAGACUGUUGGCAGCGACAAAAGAGAAGGGUUUCCAUUUGAAUUGAACUCACAUAAGAGAAUGUACCUUUGACACGUUGACACAUCCAGGCAUAAGUGAGCCACUUUUAUCUGUGUAUAAAUUAAUAUAAUAUUCACUUGGCUGCUGUAGUAUUCAAAAAGAUUAACUUUGGGUCUCGUUUGUGUUUGCGAGACGGUCAGCGUGUAAAUUGAUUUUGUAUUAUCUAUUAGGCUAUCUUCAUUAUGUAUUUUGAAGGAAAAUGAAACUAUUUGAGAGUACUGAGAAUCAUUGUAUUAUUUCUUUUCUGAAUUUCUCGGAGAGUUUUCGAGAAGCUUUUGGUAUCUGUUGUUUAAUACGUUAAGAUGCUUUAAAUCUUAGUGUUAAAUAUAGAGAGUUUAAAUAUGACCAAAUUUCGGUAUAGUUCGUGAUUUUAUUAAUGUGAUUAUUUUGCAAUAUAGAUUUAUAUCGAGUUCUCGAGUAGAGCACACUUUUGGGGAUCUUCGGUUUAGUUUUAAUUUUUGCUUAAAACUACAUCCUGCUGUACUAUGUUGAAAUGUAGAGAAAUAUGUCUGUAUGUAUUUGAUGUUGAUUACAUUAUCAAUAAAUCUACUCUUAAAAUUGA
Molecule: messenger RNA, 2771 nt
Organism: Leptinotarsa decemlineata (Colorado potato beetle)
Lineage: Eukaryota; Metazoa; Arthropoda; Insecta; Coleoptera; Chrysomelidae
Gene: Ufd4
Product: Ubiquitin fusion-degradation 4-like
Biological process (GO): anatomical structure development; protein K63-linked ubiquitination; proteasome-mediated ubiquitin-dependent protein catabolic process
Cellular component (GO): nuclear speck
Molecular function (GO): protein binding; metal ion binding; ubiquitin protein ligase activity
Source: RefSeq, a predicted model, not a curated record